Messenger RNA from Ornithodoros turicata, 2440 nucleotides. RefSeq lists its product as uncharacterized. The coding region runs from base 78 to 2345 and encodes 755 amino acids. Gene Ontology annotation, molecular function: metalloendopeptidase activity. Gene Ontology annotation, biological process: protein processing. Gene Ontology annotation, cellular component: plasma membrane. NCBI's taxonomy places the organism in Eukaryota, Metazoa, Arthropoda, Arachnida, Ixodida, Argasidae. The record is from RefSeq and is a predicted model, not a curated record. The transcript is spliced from 2 exons.
AGCGAAAACGAAGACUGAACGUGAACUGCGACUAUAGCGACGUCAUAUCUGAUUUGUUGUCUCGCAGAAGAUCCGCCAUGUCGACGGAAAACGAAUCUCCUGUCCAUGCUGACUCCCCGGACAAGAUAAAGCCUUCGCCUGUGAGCCAGGUGCCGCCGCCGGCCCGAGAUUCCAGGCCAAGGGCACGUGGACCUUUCCCAGGAUCAUUCGCAGAUACGGCGCUCACGCUGGUCAUAGUGCUGGCAUUUGUAACCUUGACUUCUGGAAUCAUAAUAACCCAACUACUUACGAGAAAAACUGUGCGUCGCGAAAACGAGGUCGACGGUGUGGGAAGCGAUGGAGAUGUGGGUAGCGAUGGAAGCAGUUACGACAGUUUGACAAUGUUAUAUGGUGACGAAGAAAGCGGCUUUCACGGAGAUCACGGCGGUAGAGGCUCAACAACCAGCUCCUCGACACCUCCCGCCAGCCUCGCAAGCGUAUCUGAAGUGACCGGCACAGCAGCGUCUUCAAGGGGGGAAGGAAGCACUGAACCAGCAGAAGGUAUUUGCCAAACACAAGGAUGCAAGGCGUUCGGAUCGUUUUUGCGCGGCUUCAUUAAUAAUAGCAUUCAUCCUUGUGAGGACUUCCACGCUUUUGUCUCCGGGAAGGCCAGCAAAGAUUUCAGUUACAAGCAAUAUGGCGCCGGGGAAGCCACAAUGGUUCUAGACAAAGCCUUGCUGUACCGUGAAGUAGAUGAACCACUAAGUGCUAUCGACAAAGCAACCAUAUUAUUCCAGGGAUGCAUGCGGGAAAAGACGUCUGAAGACAUCAGAACAGCUUAUGAGUUCGUUAACAAGUUCCAUCUGCACUUCGAUGAGAAGCUUAUUGUAGCUCACAAUGAUGAUCCAAUGUCCAUUAUGAUCAGCAUGGGCUCUAAGCUGGGGAACGGUAUUCUGUUCAGCAUGGACACAUUCUAUGGAUCUGCAUGGGACUCUAAUAAUGUCAUCAAAGCACCCUUAGAAAUCCGGCCUAACGAUGACUUUGUGCAGUGGCUGAUGAGCGCACGAGAUGACAGGAAGCUAAUGCUGACAUUGAUCCAAUCUUACGCUCCUGAUUUGGAAGAUCCAUAUGGCGUUCAUGGUGGUGUGGUUAACGCAACAUACACAAUGUUCAAAAUAUGGAAUUCGACAGACGUUUUGAAAUCUGCUGAAUGGAGGGGGAAGUUGAGAGACCUCAGCACAAAAUCGCGUCACGUUAAAUCGGACGAUAUUUUACGUCAUAUCAACCAGAAGUACGUGACUCACCCUUUUACAGAAGAUGACGUCGUCGUCGUAGAACACGAAAAUCUCUUACGUUUUAUUGACAACCUGAUUUCAAGUUUGGACAAAACAUAUCUAAUUUUUCAAUUAACUUUUGAAUUCCUCAGACAAAUUGAUCCUUAUGUGAGGGAGCCGAAUGCAGACAAAUUUGCCCAGAAAUCUUCAUCGUACUGUUACCCUCUUCUUGAACCUUACAUAGGAGUGGCAACACAUAUACACCUGCUCGAAACGCAUUCACCAAACCGUGACGACCAGCGUGUUGCCAAAAUAUACGACGACUUUAAAAAAUCCGUCCAAUCGUACAGCGACGCUCGAGUGACCUCUGCUCUCACGAAGGACAUGACCAUCGAAAUUGGUUUCCCCUCAGACAUUCGAGACAAUGUAAACCUCGAAAAAUUGUAUUCGGUCUUCCCGAAUCUGACGGGAAUAUACUUGGAAGACGUCCUGGCCUGGAGGGCUGCCUAUUAUGGAUUCCGAAAGCAGCCGAGAAGUGAACUCUUCAUUCCACUUAACGCAUUGGAGCCAAAGACCUACUACGAUCCUACUCUUAAUAAAAUCGUACUUUCUGACACGAUGUUUCUCCCGGCAUUUGUCGCCGAAGACGUCAACAAUGCAGCUGCUUAUGGAGCAAUUGGAGGAGCCAUAGCACUCCAAAUGGCUCAAGCGAUUCUCUCUCAUGGCUCAUGGACAGACAGUUCCUCAAUCCAGUGGCGGAAUAACAAGAUCUCCUGCCUUAAGAGCACAUUCAAGUGGAAUGGCACAGAUAAUCACAUUGCUUCUUUCCUGCUGACUAAUUCCCUCCGAAGAAGCUUCGUUAAUAGCUCCAGCAAGGCUCGCAUACCCCAGUUGGAGGAAUAUACUGCAGAACAGGUCUUGUUUAUGGCUACCUGUCUCAUGUACCUCGGUAAUGGUACUCCAGCUGAAGGGAAUUGGACGAAUGCGGAGCUGUGCAAUAAUCCAUUGAAGAAUUCACCCGACUUCGCACUUGCCUUUCAAUGCACCAAGGGUUCUAAAAUGAACUCUGGUAGUCACUGUGUCCUCUGGUGAUGGGUUACAUAUCCACAUCUGUCUCGGGGUACAUGAAAUGCAGAGAAUAAGUGAUUAUUGGCUUCAUGAGAUACAAUACAGUAUGUGCAACACUU